This is a messenger RNA of Ectocarpus sp. CCAP 1310/34, 2093 nucleotides long. Lineage: Eukaryota; Phaeophyceae; Ectocarpales; Ectocarpaceae. The record is from the annotation of a GenBank genome assembly.
UUGAUGGCGAAGCCAGGUUACUGAGGCAAUACAGCUCCCUCUAGCAAACCUAGGGCCGUGUAGUGCCCGUCCACCUUUCUGAUGGUGUCUUCCUCCGCGCACAAAAAUAAGAUGGGCAUCACUGCCUACGCCGACGGCCAGAAAGGCCCGCCAUCUACAUUUUCCCGCCUGACCCCAUCAGUGCCGACCCAACUCCACCACCACACGCACGCCUCGCGGCGGAUGCGCAGCAGCAAGAAGACUGCUGUUACGAAUCAUGUCGUUGGCCACCGGCUGGGAGCCAAGCGAGGUCCAUCCUGCAAGUCUCCAUGCUCUCGUGGAGUGGUCGCUACUGCAGACAGCCGUUGUUGCAACAUGGGGUUCGGAAUAAGCCAUUUGCUGCGUGCUCUGGCUGUCGGAGUGCUCGGAGGUGCCUUGGCUCAAAGCGAUGAGUGCUCCGCCUCGUCUGCAUCUGGUGCAGGAUUUGAGUACCAGGUGACACCAGAGGAUGGGUUCACCCUCUCCUGGACCGUGGACACGGACACCCAGGAAAUCACCGUCGAGGCGGUGUACCAAGGAAGUGGAUGGCUUGCGAUCGGCUGGUCGGAUUCCGGGCGAAUGCCCGGCAGCGACGCUGUGAUUGGUUUGCCCUCCGCGGAGACGGUCUUGGAGUAUGACAUGCCCGACUAUAGCACGCCUAGCGCGUCGGCGGUGCAGGAAAUUUCGGAUGCCACCAUCACGCAGGCUGGCGGAGUGACCACCUUGAAGUUCGUGCGGCCCUUAGAGCCCUCGGGUGACGGAAAGCAGUUACUGAGCGUGUCAGACCCCGCGAUCUGGCUCUACGCUUGGGGCGGGAGCAACAACUUCGUUCUGCACAGCGUGGUCGGGGGGUUCUAUCUUGCCCUUGACUCGUGCUCGAUAGGCAGUCUGACUGGCGGCACCAGGGCGGAGUACGUGCACGGAUGGCUAAUGGUCCUCGGCUGGACGCUUUGUUUCCCGAUGGGCAUCUUGUUCGCACGGUUCUCGAGCAGCUUCAAGGACCUCGGCUUUCCGGCCCACCGAGUACUGCAGAGCCUGGGCAGCCUGCUCGUGAUCGCCGGCUUCGUCGUGUCCGUCAUAUUCACGGAAGAUGAAGGUCUAGAACACUUCAAGGAAACCCACCAAAUGAACGGGCUUAUCUUGACAGUUUUCAUCGGGCUCCAGGUGGUGGCGGCUGUGCUCCGCCCGAGUAAACCUCGGGCGGGUGCCAUGGUGCAAGAUGCAACCGGCCAAACGAACCCACAGCCGGUGAGCAAGGUGCGGCGGGCGUGGGCACUGCUGCAUAGGGGUCUGGGCUACAUCGCUGUCGUCAUGGCGGUUUUCCAGUGCUUCGGAGGGCUCAGACUCGUUGACGCCGAGGACGCCUGGCAGCUCCUCUACUUUCUUCUCGUGGCCGUCGUGGCCACGGCUUUCGUUGUCCUGCAGGCGCUCGCCUGCUGCAGGGCCAAGCGCGACACCCCCUCCGACAACUCGGGGCCGCAGCAGGAUGGGGAGGUCGCUGCCCUCGGCACUAUGUAGUUAGAUAUUGAAACACGUUAAGAUGGGCUACGUUGGUUGAGUAGCGCGGGUGUCCGCUGCUGCUGCUGCUCCUGCUGAGGUAACGUAAGCCCGGAUUCCGUACCUAUCGUGCAUUAACGAUGUGAGUAUGCGCGGUUUUGGGUAUGCGCGGUCGUCUGCGAAAAAAUGAAUGGUAUCCAGUUUGAGAGGCCGAAGUCGGAACAUCCAUACUAGUUUCUCCUUCUGAUACCGUCUUUCCAAGAGAGCAGGGGCGCUAUCUCUGCUCUUCCUUCGUGGCAAAGAUUUGACCACAAACCAACGGUUGAGUGCGACGGACGCAAUCCUCACUUCGCAUCUUUUCCCAACGCUUCGUCCACAUCCUUCGGUGACCUCUCACACCUGACCAUUGUGGGUUGUGGCGAUGCGAAGGGUUUCUGAGUCUUCGAGGGCGGUUGGUAGGCAGUCCUUCUCCUAUGAGUGAGGGACAAAUGCUGUGUUAUGCUUCAUCGACUUGCUGCCCUGGUUUCUUUGUGUUUGGCCGGGCCUUGGAAGAGCUAUUGUAACACGAAGAGUGCCUG